AUGGCGCCAGUUGAUCGCCGCGAACAUCGACAACAGCGCGUGCGCGGUGCUGGACCCUCCUCAGUGCAAGCAUCUUUUGGAUUCAACUUUGGCGCUCUUGCGGCACGUCCUGCCAAACAAGCCUCCCUUCCACCUCAACUAUCGUCGCGUCGAACACCAGUCCAAAGAACACCACGUGCCACGAAUGGCUCAGUACAGCGACACCGGAGCGCGUCAAUCCAACGUAGCAGUUCCGUAAAGCGCAAGAGCACACCGCGGGAGGAGAAUGUGACCCCGCAUCUGGGUAAGAGGAAGCGGGGUUCAUCGCAGGCGGAGCCAGGGGCAGAUAAUACAGACGAGGAUGAGCUGAGUCCAGACCGGGAGGAAGUUGUGCGCUUCAUCGAGAAGAGUAGGAGAAUGGUUGGCACAGUUUCGCCCAUACGCGAAGAGCGAGACAAGGUGCCAGAUGAGCUGUCUAUCUUGAACGAAGGCGCCAGUACUGUACGCGAGACGGUCUUCGCCAAGUCGACGGUGAUGAAGCGCACACCUCCACAAGCAUUAGCACAAAAGCGCAUAUUUCCUGGUAAUACGCCGCAGCAGACGCCCAUUCCCGACCGAGUAGAAGCACUGUCAGUGGCAUCACGAAAAUCGACAACAAGACGAUCAAAGUCGACAGAUCCCGUUCCUGCAACACCGAGUCUAUCUGUGAAUGGCCGCUCGAGAGUAUCCUCCGUUUCCCGAUCCGGAACCAAUUUGGCUACCCCGAUUGUUGCCCCAGCGGAUGACGAGAGCGAAGAUGAACUGUCACCACAACCCAAUGAGGCUACACCACGGGUGGUCGGAAGUGAACCACGACCACAGCCCAUGGUACAAGAAGACACGCAGAUGGACAUGGACGAGCUCUCAUCGCCGAAGCAACAAACACCAAUCGUAAGCCAGGAAGCGAAAACUCAAGUAGGCGAAAAGGAGCCUGUCACUGUAUCACGACGAGCGAAGCGCGGUAGACCUCGUAAAGAAGCCACACCGCCAGAAGUCGAACUUCAACAAGAAGAUAAUGAGCCCACACCACAACCAACCAAACGCGGUAGACCUCGUAAAGAAGCCACACCACUAGAAGUUGAGCCUCAAGUAGAAGAGAACGAGCCUACGCCACAGCCGAACCAACGCGGUCGACUUAGAAAAGAAGCCCCAGCAACGGAAAGCGAACCUCAAGCAACUCCAGUCAUACUCAAGCCAAAACCGAAUAAGCGGAGCGAGCCAAUGGCAGCAGUAGGUGGCGAGGCCGUAGACGAGCCUUCCCCUGAGCGCGAGAAAACACUGAAAAAACCUGCAAAACCUGCAGAACCUUUAAACCGGGAAGAAGAAGUAGAAGAAACGUCUACUGUACAAGAAGAGUUACCCGAGGACGAGGCGCCCUCUGCAGAUGAGACGGAGAUUAUACCAAGGCCUGCGACGAAACGGCGCUCUCCGAAACAAGUGCCGCGAAAUAAACCUUUGGCAGAGAAGCUACCACCUCGCAAACGUCAAAAGUUCUUAGGGCCGAAACAUGCCAUCUCCGUCAUGCGCAUCAAGGGGUCCGCAGUACGAGGUAUCACAGUUGCAGAUACUACGCGCACAAUCUUGGAAGAAACUAUCGAUCAUCGCCUCAAUCGUAUGGCUGAGACCCUGCAGACCUCACAAAACUCUGACCGACGCAAGGAACUGCGAAGCGAGAUCAACCUUUCCCUGUCCUUCAAGGAGAGUUUGAAUGAGAAGCUCUUGGACUUGCAGGACGCUAAUGACGUCUUAAGUACCAAUUUUAAGAAGACAAAACUGUUCAAGCGCGAUAACGCUGAACUACGCAAGGAAAUACUUGGUCUCCAGAACAACCGAGAGGAGAUCGCAAUUGAGCAGGACUAUAUACAGGCUCACUUCGAAGCUGAGAAGGCCAAAGUAGAGGCUAGGAAUACGCUUAGUGACAAUAUGUUUGAUAUUGAGGCUGCGAUCAAGAACGGCCGCGAGCAAGCGCGCAAGGAAGGAAGAGAAAACGAGGGUCCGGAAAUCCCGCUAAGCAUGCUACUGGAGACGGUAGGCAAGGAUGUCGGCUCGCGUGGCGGUGGGCUUCUGGCUAAUGUCAAGAGCUUCAAUGGGCUUCUAGAGAAGGCUGCCGGCUGGCUAGAAGGAAGAGCUUGA
This is a messenger RNA of Pyrenophora tritici-repentis Pt-1C-BFP, 2151 nucleotides long. RefSeq names its product DUF612 multi-domain protein. The record is from RefSeq and is a predicted model, not a curated record. Lineage: Eukaryota; Fungi; Ascomycota; Dothideomycetes; Pleosporales; Pleosporaceae.